Molecule: messenger RNA, 1148 nt
Organism: Cuscuta epithymum
Lineage: Eukaryota; Viridiplantae; Streptophyta; Magnoliopsida; Solanales; Convolvulaceae
Source: the annotation of a GenBank genome assembly
CUGGAAUUGAAACCAGCAGAUUCAAGUCCCAACUUGAUUGGAGACAAGGAGAUGAUUUGUGUGAUGAAUUCAAACGGGUGUUUGAUUAACUCUUUGCAAGCUUACCAUAGGAAAUUGCCAGCCAAUGAACUGAUGAAGUUUAGUACAAAGUUUGGACCUCGUUGCCCGAGUAUAUUUAAACGAAAGAGGACGAAGAGACAGAGGGCAACUGAGUAUUGCAUAAGGUUCAUGGAUAAUUGUAAAAAAAAGAAACUGUUGCCUUCCAAAUAUAAAUUGCGCAGAUCCUCCAAGCAACAUUCUUGGUUUACAAUCAGCCGACUCAAUCUUUCAAGUCAAAUUGAAGCAGGGAUUUGUGAUCCUGAAUCUUUCAAGUGCCAAUUAUCUCUGUCUCCUAUAGUGAAAUCUACAAGGAAAAGAUCGAAAAGGAUUCCCCGAAGUUACUCAUCUUUUUUGCGAGUGUCUCAUUCUGCCAUGGUUGAGAGUACUGAUUCAGAACUCAUCUGCCAUGCUGAACAUAGUUACAAGAAAGAGGACCCCCCAGUAGCGAUAAUGGCAGCUUCUUCUUCGUCUAGCGUAAGAAAAAUUAAGUCUUCCACUCUGAACUAUGAGCCGAGUGUGUACUGUUAUUGUGGUCUGAAAUCCCCUCUGUGCACUGGACAGCAAACUGGCCGAAUGUUCUAUGGGUGUCAACAAUGGAAGGUAAAUAGUAAGUUGUCAUAGUAGUAAUUUUGUUAUCUUUGAUUCACAUUAAAUUUAUUUUGGGUACUGCUGAUUUUGUAAGACAGAGAGGGAUGUGGGUUUUUCCUUUGGAAAGAUGUGCCAGAUUCAAAGCUUGGCAUUCAUACCCAGUUGCCAUACUUCAAUGAAAAACAUGAAGUGAAGAGGAUGAAUAAUUGUUCAAGCGGUGAACAUAUGUGUGUGGUUCGAACUGAGAUUGCUAAUAUUCGAAUACAAUUACAAGCACAGGCUUAGCAAAAUAGAAAGUUUAGGAUGUUGUAUGCAUUUGGAUACUGUGUGACCAUGGGUUUUGUUGCUAUGGUUUAUUUUAAUUCGAGUAAGUCAUGUAUGUGUUAGGAUUGGUACUGUUUGUAUUCCUGACUUUGAAUUUGUAUCGUUUUUGUAUUUUUAUGACAAGACAUGUAUUGUUG